GAGCCGCGUCAGCUUCCUAGUCACAGAGGAUCCCACGCGGGAAUAGAGCCAUAGGUUUGCGUCGCGGGACGUUGUUCGCCCCCAAAUACCUCACAUUCAGCCUACCUUAGAGCCAGUCAUUUCCUAUUGUGUGCUGGGGGAGGAGGGAGUGCCCUGGUGUACAGAUUUGGAAUUGGAAAAUUGAGCUCCUUCCCAAGCUCUGCCACUGAUUGUUUAGUAAUCUUGGCCAGUUUACAACUUUGAUUUCCUCAGCUGCAAACAGCUCAGAAUGCCUCUCUGGGCUAACUCAGAGGGUAAUUUCAAAGAUUAUAAGAUAAUGUAAGUGAAAGAAAUUGCCAGUUUAUAAAGGUGUUUGGGGAAAAAAAAAGACGAAAAUGAUAGGUACCUUGAUAGAAAAGCCUGAAAAGUCUCAACAUAUUUCCUUAUUCCAGUGCGAGGCACAUUCCUGUAUCUAAAAGCUUAAUGAAUGGCUGUAUGGUUAUUAAAACAUUAUUAGGAGAUUUGACAACUUAGGUAAUGUGAUUUUGUGGAAUAUCUGAUAGGAUAGUUUCAGCUACAAGUAACAGAAAACCCACCGAAAGGAUGUUCAAAGAGCAGUUACAGGUUGGUUAAUUCGGUGGCCCAGUGACAACAUCAAGGUCCCAGUGCUUCUCUGCCACCCUUAGCAUGUUGGUAAAGUUGACAGUAGAAUCCAGCAUGCAGAAAGGCUGUACCUGGAGGAAGGAAGUGCGGAGCCAGCCUGAGUUGGGAGAAGAGCUCCAGAGAGUGUGAAUGACAGAGGUGGUGCCAUCCAGCGCGCUCAGCGAGGUCAGCCUGCGCCUCCUCUGCCACGAUGACAUAGACACUGUGAAGCACCUGUGUGGCGACUGGUUCCCCAUCGAGUACCCAGACUCAUGGUAUCGUGAUAUCACAUCCAACAAGAAGUUCUUUUCCCUUGCUGCAACCUACAGAGGUGCCAUUGUGGGGAUGAUAGUAGCUGAAAUUAAGAACAGGACCAAAAUACAUAAAGAGGAUGGAGAUAUUCUAGCGUCCAACUUCUCUGUUGACACACAAGUUGCGUACAUCCUGAGUCUGGGCGUCGUGAAAGAGUUCAGGAAGCAUGGCAUAGGUUCCCUCUUACUUGAAAGUUUAAAGGAUCACAUAUCAACCACCGCCCAGGACCACUGCAAAGCCAUUUACCUGCAUGUCCUCACCACCAACAACACAGCAAUAAACUUCUACGAAAACAGAGACUUCAAGCAGCACCACUAUCUCCCCUAUUACUACUCCAUCCGAGGGGUCCUCAAAGAUGGCUUCACCUAUGUCCUCUACAUCAACGGCGGCCACCCUCCCUGGACGAUUUUGGACUACAUCCAGCACCUGGGCUCUGCACUAGCCAGCCUGAGCCCCUGCUCCAUUCCGCACAGAGUCUACCGCCAGGCCCACAGCCUGCUCUGCAGCUUCCUGCCAUGGUCGGGCAUCUCUUCCAAGAGUGGCAUCGAGUACAGCCGGACCAUGUGAUGUCGGCUGGGCAGCCGCCACCAGGCCCCACCCUUCGGCCCCCCACAGAGCCCGCCUUCCUGUCCAUCUGACCCCUGCUAUCUUCUGCAAGGAGCUGCCAGCCAUCUACCGGGCUCGUCGGCCUGCCCCAGCUGCAGGCCCGGUGCUACACGGGCUCGGGAACAGAACAUCGUGGGCACGCGCAGAGCAUGCCCAUCCGUGGCAGGUACGCCACAGCAGACAGGAGGGUAUGGGAGCUUGGUGCCUCCAGCCACAAAAGCUGAAGGCCCUGGAUGGGCACAGAGAACGGCAGAGCUGGAAGGGGCCAUGGGGACGGCAGAGUCCACCACCUUGUGCACCAGCACAGUCCAGAGGUUUGGUGACUUGUGCCAAGCUCACACAGCAGGCUCCACGGCCACUGGGCUGUGCACCCGACUUUGGAUCCAUCAGUGCCUUUAUUUGUGUGGGGACCGAGAGGCGUCUAGUGGCUGCAGGCAGACACCAUGGCCUGGAGAAGGGCUCAUGGUCCUGGAGCACCCAAGCCCAGCUGUGUGGCCCAUAGGCGGGGUGUGGGGUGGGCAGAGCGUCUCCGCCAGGCCUUUACCCUGCCCUGCUCUUCUCUUUCCCACAGGCUCUUCAGCUCCCCUUCCUGCUUCUGGAAACCUCUGCCUCUGCCCGCUGCCCUGGCCCUGCCUCCCUGUGCAUGCACCGUCCCCAGGGCUGACCCAGUGUGGCUGCAUUCACUGGGAAGGGGCUGCCCUCACUGGGCCUCUCCCACUCCGCUGCCUGUUCUUGCAGCUCCUUCCUGGAAAGCUGGAGGGGACUUUCUCCUGCAAGGGAGGAACGCAAGUAUUAUGGACACACUUGACCGUAAAGGCACAGGAGCCUCGGAACAAGGGGGCGCAAUAAAGGGAAUGGCCCGUCCCCCUCCAGAACCAGCCCAAAGAAGCCUGGAGGGGGGUGAGGAGUGGCCCCCACUCCUCCGUGAGGGCCUGAUGAGGAGUGGGCAGCCUGGGGGAGGCUUUCCUCGCAAGCACAGAGCUCUGAGGUUCAGCCCCCCGGCACAGGCGGUCACACAUUGGGACGGUUCCUACCCUUCAGUACCUUCCAUGCAGUUACCAGUGCCCUGGGAGGUCACACUGCCCAUCAGACCAUGGCAUGCUCCAUUCAGCUGACCUGCUGAGGACAGGCAUCGCCGAGACUCUUUGGGUCCUCCCCACCCUCCCUCAUGCUGCCACAAGCCGCUGCUCCGAGGCCUGGCCACAUGCAGACAGGAGGAAGCUGAGCUCGACAUUAGGCCUCAAGGCUGCCAUGUGUUUCGUAGGGCCUGUCCUUGUGGGCAGGGGGCAGUCGUGUGCCUUGUGGGCCCUCAGCCUCUGAGGGCAGAGAGGCUGUCAGUGCCGCAGGUGCAUCACACACUUCUAGCAUCCUCUCCACCCUGCAUUCCAAAUGCUGCUUGCUGCCUGCCCUGCCCUCCGAUGCAGGGGUGGGGUGGGGGGCGGAGUCCCGCCCAGCAUAGCUGCAGUAUCACAAAGCCAUGGCAGAGGGUCCUAGCGGCGCCACCCUGCCCCAGCCUGAGGAGGAGGGAGAGGGAGGAACAACCCUGGGCAGACGGGGCCUCAGGGACCUGUGUCCUUCCUCCUCCAGAGCUACCCAGCCGUGGGCUCUCAGGGUGCUGGGGCAGCCCCAGGUCCCCUCUUGACCUCAGCUGGGGCCAGGGGCCCUCAGAAUGAAGGCAGGCCCCAGGCAGGAACAGCAUCCCCCUCCUUGACGGUGCUGGCGGGAGGGCCGCGCCAUGCUGACUGCCUGAACCUCUGCUGACCUGACGGUGCUGGCGGGAGGGCCGCGCCAUGCUGACUGCCUGAACCUCUGCUGACCUGACGGUGCUGGCGGGAGGGCCGUGCCAUGCUGACUGCCUGAAUCUCUGCUGAGGCUGCCUGCCUGCCGGGCCCAGCUCAGCGCCCUCUCCACUGCGAAUCAGCGGCGAUCAUGUGAUUUCUAUUUCUGCCCCACAGGGUAAGGGAUGAGUCUUCUGGAAGGCUCUGCCAUGGACAUUUGUCCUCAGGCUCAGAGGCCCCACCCUGCCCCGCGCCUCCCCCUAAUCACUGCAGUGUCCAGCCCAGUGAUGAACAGAUUGUAGCAUUCUGUCUCAUUACGAGCAAAUAAAUAGACUUUCAUUGGA
This is a messenger RNA of Pongo pygmaeus (Bornean orangutan), 3661 nucleotides long. It is a transcript of the gene NAA60, whose product is annotated as N-alpha-acetyltransferase 60, NatF catalytic subunit. The coding region runs from base 772 to 1500 and encodes 242 amino acids. The record is from RefSeq and is a predicted model, not a curated record. The transcript is spliced from 7 exons. Gene Ontology annotation, cellular component: Golgi membrane. Gene Ontology annotation, molecular function: histone acetyltransferase activity; protein-N-terminal amino-acid acetyltransferase activity. Lineage: Eukaryota; Metazoa; Chordata; Mammalia; Primates; Hominidae. Gene Ontology annotation, biological process: N-terminal peptidyl-methionine acetylation.